AUGGACAUCAAGUCGUCUCGAGAAAAUGACAGCGAUGAAGUUUCGCAAGAGAAAGACAAUGCACCUAUUCAUCUCGAGGCUAAAGAUGGGAAACUAUCCAAACAACAAAAAAUCGAAGAGGUCGAAGCUGCGGUCACCGAUCCCAAUGUCACGCUCGAGUCCUUUGCCCAUCUUGACAUCAAGAAGAUCCACCGCAAGAUGGACCUUCGACUGAUUCCUAUGCUUGCAUUGCUUUACUUACUGAGCUUCAUUGAUAGAGGUAACGUGGCUAAUGCAAAGAUCGAGGGAUUAAGUGAAGACCUCAACCUCACCGGGACUCAAUACAAUCUAUGCCUGACGGUUUUCUUCUUCACUUAUGCGGCUUUCGAGGUACCCAGCAACAUGCUGUUGAAGAAGUUCCGGCCUAGCAUCUGGCUGCCUACUAUCAUGGUCGCUUGGGGUGUCGUAAUGACCCUUACGGGCAUUGUGCAGAACUAUGGUGGACUUCUAGCUGCUCGAAUAUUCUUGGGUGUGGCUGAGGCUGGCCUGUUUCCCGGCGUGGUUUAUUACAACACCAUGUGGUAUACCAGGUACGAAGUUCAAGUCAGACAAGCGUACUUCUUCUCGGCGGCCUCGAUAGCAGGAGCGUUCUCUGGACUGCUGGCUUACGGAAUCUCAUUCAUGGAUGGAGUUGGAGGCCUCGCUGGCUGGCGAUGGAUAUUCAUCCUCGAGGGCAUUCUAACCGUGGUCGUCGCUGUCAUUGCCUACUUCGUGAUCUACGACUUCCCGGAGACGGCCUCUUUUCUCACGCCAGAGGAGCGCGCAUUCGUUGUCUAUCGUCUUCGCUACGACGGUCAAGACGUCGCCGCGGACGGUCAGCGAGUGGCGCAAAACGAGAAGCAAGACUGGAAGUCUGUGAAAGCCGCUUUCCUCGAUUGGCAGAUCUGGAUCAAUAUCUUUGUCUACUGGGGCUACGUCUGCCCGCUAUACGGUGUGAGCCUCUUCCUACCGACCAUCAUCAAGGAUCUGGGCUUCUCGACAACAUCUUCGCAGCUCCUCACUGUCCCACCAUAUGUCGUUGCCUCUGUGCUUACGAUUCUGGUUGCUUACGCUGCGGACAAGAGGCGAAUCCGGUCUCCGUUCAUUAUGGUCUGCUUCGUCUUCCAGCUUGUUGGCUUCAUCAUGUGCAUCUCAAGCGGAACAUUCGGCGUUACCUACGCAGGUGUCUUCAUCGCUGCUUGUGCCAUCUACCCAACUCAUCCAACGAACUUGACUUGGCUAUCCAACAACUUGGCCGGAUCGUACAAGCGUGCUGUCGGUGUGGCAAUACAGAUAUCGAUGGGCAACAUGGCAGGGGCAAUGGCGAGCAACUUCUACAGAUCGAAAGAUGCCCCCAGGUACAUUUUGGGUCAUGCUUUGGAAAUCGGCUUUAUCUGUGUCGGUAUGAUCGCCACCACGAUCCUUAUACUGAGCUAUGAUAGGAUCAACAAGAAGCGAGCGAAGCGAGUUGCAAACGGAGAGCACGUUGGCUUCACCCCAGAGGAGCUGAGUGAUUUGGGAGAUCGGGCUAUCACAUUCAGAUAUACUUUGUAA
Messenger RNA from Zasmidium cellare ATCC 36951, 1572 nucleotides. RefSeq lists its product as uncharacterized. Bases 1 to 1572 code for a protein of 523 amino acids. The record is from RefSeq and is a predicted model, not a curated record. Lineage: Eukaryota; Fungi; Ascomycota; Dothideomycetes; Mycosphaerellales; Mycosphaerellaceae. Gene Ontology annotation, biological process: transmembrane transport. The transcript has 4 exons. Gene Ontology annotation, molecular function: transmembrane transporter activity. Gene Ontology annotation, cellular component: membrane.